AUGGCUGCUAAAAGUUUUGCUUCCCGUCUCCGAGGGUCCCGGCGCUUUUUGAGUGGCUUCGUGGCCGGAGCUGUCGCGGGCGCUGCAAGCACUGGGCUCGUGGUCGUGCAGUUCCUCCGGAGUCGGGAUGCUGAGCCAGCGGCGGUGGUGAGGGAGCCGGACGGGUCUUCGGAAAAGGCUGUCUUGGAACAAUUUGGAUUCCCUUUAGCUGGAACAGAGACAAGGUGUUACACUAACCAUGCCUUGUCUUAUGAUCAAUCAAAGCGGGUGCCUAGAUGGGUUCUUGAACAUAUAUCCAAGAGCAAGAUAAUGGGUGCCGCAGACAGAAAACAUUGUAAAUUCAAGCCAGAUCCCAACAUCCCUCCAGCCUUCAGCGCCUUCAACGAGGACUAUAUUGGCAGUGGGUGGUCACGAGGCCACAUGGCUCCAGCAGGAAAUAACAAAUUCUCAACUAAAGCCAUGGCUGAAACCUUUUACCUCUCUAAUAUCGUGCCUCAGAAUUUUGAUAAUAAUGCUGGAUAUUGGAACAGAAUAGAGAUGUACUGUCGAGAACUGACAGAGAGGUUUGAGGAUGUUUGGAUAGUAUCUGGACCGCUGACCUUACCUCAGACUGGAAGUGAUGGGAAGAAAACAGUUAGUUACCAGGUGAUCGGCGAGGACAACGUGGCAGUGCCCUCCCACCUGUACAAGGUGAUCCUGGCACGCAGAAGCGCGGGCUCUGCCGAGCCCCUGGCCCUCGGGGCCUUCGUGGUGCCCAACAAGGCCAUUGGCUUCCAGCCCCAAUUGAGUGAGUUCCAGGUGAGCCUGCAGGACCUGGAGAAGCUGUCGGGACUGGUGUUUUUCCCGCAUCUGGAUAGAACUAGUGACAUCAGCAACAUCUGCUCGGUGGACACCUGUAAGCUCCUGGACUUCCGGGAGUUCACCCUGUACCUGAGCACAAGAAAGGUAGAGGGGGCCCGAUCGGUAGUCAGACUGGAAAAGGUCAUGGAAAAUCUUCGGAACGCGGGCAUCGAGCCCGACGAGUACUUCAUGACUCGCUACAAGAAGAAACUGGAGGAACUCCGAGCUCGGGAGCGGUCAGGCGUCCUGGAGGAGAAGCCCUCCUAGUUCUCCUCUCAGAAGCGUGACGUGGUCUGCAAGGAAGUGGGUGUGGCCUCUUCGGGAUACUGUGUUUUAGCAACUCUGUUCUUAAAAUGGUGGAAUCCUAAAUUUCAGACCAAAUUUCUCCCCCAAAAGUGAAAGAUGUCAAAUUUUUCGGUUGGCGCAGUAUUUGACACGGGAAGUGACUAUAUAAGGAAGCUGUUAGCACCUGCAGAUCACGGGCUGGUCCUGUGUCAGGCUAGAGGAGGGCUGUGUCUGCUGGGUGUGUCCCUUCGGAGGUAUUGGAUGUGAAGGUGUUAUGUUUUCUGUCUCCAAGUCGCACAGGGUCUUUGUAUCUGCUCAGCCUUCUUGGAGCCCAGCAUUAUUUAUAUGUUUUCGUUAACUAAGACGUGAGUUGGUCUAACACCUCUUGAGUUGCUCUAACGCCUCUAUGCAUUAUCCUGACCGCAUGCCUUGUCUAUUUCUUUCUUGUUGCUCCUCUCGUGGACCCGCUGUUUCCCCUCUUCCGUCACGUAGAAGCCCCCAGCGCCUGCAUUUUCUGCUCACUUCGUGGGUGGUGUAUACAAAGCUCAGUGUUUUCCAUGUAUUAUCCUACAACUACCCUCUGAGGGAAAUGGCACUGUCCUCGUUUUACCCAUGAGGAAGCUGAGGCUUGGAGAGCUUAAGUGUUUUGCCCAAAGUUCACCUUCCCAAAGAAGUAAUCCACGAGGAACGAGGCACCCAACAUGGGGUAUGUUGAAGUCGUCUCUGACACAGAGGCUUUUGGCUCAGAAAGACGUUCUUCCGCGGGUGUCUGUGAGCCUGGGGCCCGCUUGGUGAGAGGGUCUGGUUUCUUGCCUGCCAUCCAGCCAAAGAGACUUGAAUGUCCUCCGAGUUGAACCCUCCUUAGAGCUUUGGGAAGAAACAGUCACAGUGAUUGAAUGAGAGAGGUCAGUGCUUUCUGGGGUUUAUCAGAGCCCUACUUGCCUUCAGAAAUGCGGUUCUUCUGUUGACUGGCUGGUGCCAGAUCUUUGUGUGUGUUGCUUUCCAGGUGGGCCUUUUGUAAGAGGUUGAGGAACCUAAGAAGGGUCUGUGCCCGCAGAGUCACUAGCUUCUGACCUGCUCACCUUUGUGCUUGCUUCUCUACAUGGAUGGCAGAGGGCAGGUGGUUGGGCCAAAGACAGCCAGCUCUAGGGGAAGCAGUGGCUGUGUUUCUGGGCCGAGUCUCUAGUUUGGAAUUUACGUGGGAUCCUUUCAUGGGCUGUCAUAAGCGUAGGCAGUAAAAUAUCUUGAAAUAGCAUACAGGCACUUGUCUGACUGUGUCCCAUCACUGCUGUCUUUCCAAGUGGUGUUACCAGAACAGUUUUCGUGGUGUUGAUGUGUUUAUCUCUAGCAGAAAUGCCAAGAUGUUAAGAUAAAGGCAUGAGGGAUUUCCCUGGUGGUUGAGUGGUUAAGGAUCUGCCUGCCAGUGCAGGGGACACGAGCUCAACCCCUGGUCUUGGAAGACGCCACAUGCCUUGGAGCAGCUAGGCCCGUGCACACCACAGCGUGAGCCUGAGUGCCCGGAGCCCGUGCUCUGCAAGGAGAGGCCCCACCGCGAGCAGCCUGCACACGGCAACGAAGAGCAGCCCCCUCACUGCAGCAGAGACUCAGCACAGCCCAAGAUAAAGGAAAAGAUAAAGGUAAGAUGGUCAUGGUAGAUCUUAUUCUGCUUUAUUUGGGUAAAAACGAAAGAAGUUGGGAGGGAAGGUCAGAAUACUCCAGCCUGAUUAAUACUGGCCUCUCUUAACACCCUGUUCCCCAUUAGGUUGUGCCUGUCUUUUUCUUCUCAGGGAGAAAGAGCUAAAGUGUCACCGUGAAACCAAAAAAAAAAUCUGUUACUUUCUCUCCUUAUCGGAGAGGUGUUUCUCCAGGAGCCCGAGGGCAGCUCUGGGGCAGAGGUCCUGCUGCCCGUCUUCAGGGGCGAGCCCCCGUCCGAUGCCCCCUGGGCCCGUCACUGUGCUGUCCUCCCACGGGGAUUUCUGUCAGACGUGGGGUUACUCCCAUGCCAUUCUCGCUUCUGUGUCUUCACCUGGAUGGUAGAGAGUCUUGAUUUUUAGAUCCGUCAAGUGUUCUAACAUGUUUUAGAACGUAAUUAGAAAAUUAGUCAUUAGAAAACGUGUUAGAAAAUGCUACCUGGUUGUUGUGGAAAAUAGAAGUAGCUACUCAUACUAAAUAAAUAUAUAUAAAUGAAAUGUGCU
Messenger RNA from Budorcas taxicolor (takin), 3320 nucleotides. It is a transcript of the gene EXOG, whose product is annotated as exo/endonuclease G. Gene Ontology annotation, cellular component: nucleus; mitochondrial inner membrane. The coding region runs from base 1 to 1107 and encodes 368 amino acids. Gene Ontology annotation, molecular function: metal ion binding; 5'-3' exonuclease activity; single-stranded DNA endonuclease activity. The transcript is spliced from 6 exons. The record is from RefSeq and is a predicted model, not a curated record. Lineage: Eukaryota; Metazoa; Chordata; Mammalia; Artiodactyla; Bovidae. Gene Ontology annotation, biological process: apoptotic DNA fragmentation.